Messenger RNA from Trypanosoma theileri, 1674 nucleotides. RefSeq lists its product as uncharacterized. The record is from RefSeq and is a predicted model, not a curated record. NCBI's taxonomy places the organism in Eukaryota, Euglenozoa, Kinetoplastea, Trypanosomatida, Trypanosomatidae. The transcript has a single exon. The coding region runs from base 1 to 1674 and encodes 557 amino acids.
AUGGGGUGCAACGGAAGCCGUCCUAAGGCGGCCGUCAAGGAUCAGAACAAGAAUAAGAAGAGCAGUAACAAUAACAACAAUAAUAACAAUAAUAAUACGAGGGUGGAUUCCUCACCUGCUUCACCAUUACCACCAGGGUCACCUGUAGUAGUGACCACAACAGGAGGUCCCAAAAUUUUAAGAACUUCAGCUGCUGCUGCUGCUGCUGCUGCUGCUGCUGCUCGUGGUGGUGGUGGUAGAGUUCGUGGGCGUGGGCCCCAGCCGGGGACGGAGGGGGAUGGCACUGCCAGUCGGCCGCACAGUUCCUCCUCUGUGGACAGUCGCACGAAACCACCGCAGUCAUCGGCGUCCUCCAAGUCUGAUGCGACAGAUGCGGUGGCUCAAGCGUCGGCACCACGUCCAUAUCAAGAACCCUUCAGUGCGGAGCCUGUACAAGAGCAUGAGGUCUCUACUGCUUCUCCACUCCCUCUUGUUGUUUAUAAUGAACAAGGGAACUAUAAGAGGAACAAUUGCAGUUUCUCCAAUGGCAACCGUGAGAGCAAUAGGAGUAGUAAUAGGUAUGAUAAUGAUUACAUGACGGAAUCUUUCAACAGCAGCUUCAGUUCUCCACAGUUGUUUCGUAUUUCACCAACGCAGCGAGCUCAGCGUGGAGAAGGUACAUGGGAAUGGUGGUAUGAACAAGUGGAUAAACUACGUAUCACAAAGGAUUGUAGUUGUCGGGCAAGACUUGAAGAUAUUCAAAACCGCCUUGCACGACAGUAUGAUACAGAUAAAGGUCGGGUUGAAUUAGAUCUUGGAUGGUGUUAUAUGGAGCGUUCUGCACCUUAUGUGUUAGGUCGUCUCUUUGCUAGUCCAUUUAUUGCUGAGAUUCGAUGGAUUACUGCAUUACGUCUUGAUGGCAACUAUUUUACAGAUGAAGGAUUUGGUAAUAUGCUUGCUGUAAUGAGUGUGGCAAACGAAUCUAAGAUUGUUCUACCUCUACUUAAACAAUUGUACCUUAAUAACAUGAAUCUCGAUCCUAAUAGCAUUCAUGGGAUUCUCUAUUACCUAUUCCCACUCAAACCCCCUCGUGCGUUAAUAGAAGAAACAAAUACACUACGUCCAUCAAGAUCACUACCAGUAAUGUCGGCAGUGCGAGGACCGACGAUAGCGGGUGAGUCUAUUGGAUUUCCCUUGAGGGCGUAUAUUCCUUUCGAUAAUUCUCCGCACACCCCACUAUUUCCCUCACUAGAGGUUUUAAGUCUGUGCGACAAUCCAGGUAUUGGUAACCGUGGACUCGCAGUUCUCUUGCGUUGCCUGAUUGCACCACACUACGAGCGACGGGAGUUACCUGUGCUUGAUCUCUCACGUUGCGGUAUUGAUGAAGUGGGUGGGAGAUACCUUCGUGAAUAUCUUACGCAUCUACGUAUCUCACGUAAGAAUGACGAGAACCUUGUGGCUCUCAGACGUGUUGUUCUCAUUGGAAAUCGGCAUAGCAUGGAUCGUGCGCAAAGUAUUUGCAGCAACGAUGAUAGCCAUUACCAGUCCAAUGAUUAUGAUAACAAUAACAUCAACAACAAGAAUAAUAUGUACACUAUGAGGAAGCAGAGUGGAAGUCAUCAUGAUGGAUAUCUCCAAAAUGGUAACGACGAUGAUGCCUCUUCACGUGAUCGUGACGUUAGCAUUGUAUUGUGA